Canariomyces notabilis is the source of this 2409-nucleotide messenger RNA. Its product is annotated as carbohydrate-binding module family 48 protein. The transcript is spliced from 3 exons. The record is from RefSeq and is a predicted model, not a curated record. The coding region runs from base 1 to 2409 and encodes 802 amino acids. NCBI's taxonomy places the organism in Eukaryota, Fungi, Ascomycota, Sordariomycetes, Sordariales, Chaetomiaceae.
AUGGGCGCUUUUACGUUCAAAUGGCCUCAUGACGCCGAGGAAGUCUACGUGACGGGCACCUUUGACGACUGGAGCAAAAGUCAAAGGUUGGAAAAGGUUGGACAGGUGUUCCAAAAAACGGUUACGCUCCCGGAUACCUCCGAUAAAAUAUACUACAAGUUUGUCGUCGACGGCGGCUGGACUACCGACCACACCGCGCCGCAAGAGAAGGACCCAGAAGGAAACGAAAACAACUUCUUGCUACCUGAACAGAUGGACAAGGUAGAGGAAACCACCGCGACCGCGGGACCCACCUCUGCCAACCCCGAUGUCAUGGCUGGUGGUUUUCCCGUGGAAGAGGAGAAGAAGGCGAGCGAAACUGACAUGGCCAACGCUGCCAUCAACUCUGCCGCACCUGACUCCACUACCGCCCAGCUUGCCGGCGCUGUCCCGUUAGAGGAGAAGAAAGAGAACCCCGAUGUCAUGGCUGGUGGAUUCCCCGUGGAGGAGGUGAAGGAAGAAGAGGAAGAGAAGCAAGAAGCUGCCGAGGACAAGGGCGAAGAACGGAAGCAAGAGACUACCCCUCCUGGCGGCUUCCCAGUGACACCCGCCGCCGAAGAGGAAGUUAAGGUAAACCCACUCCCUGCAGCAGAGGGCGCCGUCAACCCGAUCAAGCUUGAGCCUGGCGAGCAGGUUCCCCGGGACACCUCGGCCAAUGCAAUUGACAGCCAUGUUACGCUGGACAAGGAGUCCUACGAGAAAAGUGACCGUAUUCCCGGGAUUCCAGGGCUGGGCACCGGUAUGCCGCCUGCCUUCUCUGCAAACGAGGCCACAAUCAAUACCGUUGCGCCCGACUCAACCACAGCCGCUCUGGCUGGCGGAGUUCCUUUGGAGCCCAAGGUACCCGAGGUGGUUAAGCGGAGCCAAGAGGAGGCCCACGCCGAGCCGGAAGCGAGCGCCGUUCCCGAAGAGGUGAAGGAGAAGGCCGAUGUGGAACAGGAGCUCCUGCAGAAGGUCGCCGAAGCCCCAUCGACCUCCGAGGGCACCGCUGGCAAGGGCACCGAGAAGUCCGAGACCGACAAGACGGUAGCUGAAACGAUAGUGUCUGCGGCGACCACGGCCGGCGCGGUAGCAUUGGGAGCUGCCAUCACUGUUGCCGAGAGCGCCAGCCACGCCGCGGCCGAUGCCGCAACCAAAGCCAGCAAUGUGGCGGCCAGUGUUGCGGCCAAAGCUAGCGAUACCGCGUCCGGUGCUGCAACCAAAGCCAGCGAGACUGUGGGUAAUGUUGCAGCUAAAACUAGCGAUACCGCGUCCGGUGUUGCAACCAAGGCCAGCGAUACCGCAGCUGGUGUAGCAGCUACAGCCAGCGAUACCACCACCAAUGUCACAGCCAAGACCAGCGAUACCGUGGCCGGUGCUGCGACCACAACCAGCGAUACUGUGGCCAAUAUCACAGCCAAAGCCAGCGAGAUCGCGGCUGAUGUUGCCGCCAAGGCAACCUCUGCCGCGACGGAUGCCGCUACCUACCUCCCCGACUCUGUUAAAGGGGUCCUCCCAGCAUCCACCCAAGGGGCGAGUACCGAGGCAAAGAAGGAGGAAAUUCGGGAGAGCAUGGCCCCGGAGGUUCCUGUCGAGGUCAAGCAGUCCUUCGUAGAAGCCGUUCAGAGUCCCGAAGCGGCGGCCAGCACCACAACUGUGGAGGCGAAGAAGGAGGUUGAGGCUGAGCUUCUCAAAGCCAAGCCUGCGGAAGACGCUGGCGAGUCCGCUGCUGCGGCCGCUGAGGAAACAAAGCCGGAAGAGAAGCCGGAGGAGAAAGCGGAGGAGAAGCCGGUGGAAACGGAAGUUGUCGCGAAGCCUCAAACCGCGGAACCGCCGAAGCCAGUUGAGGUUGAGGCACCCAAGGCUGUUGAGAAAGCCGAGACCGUUGAGACUCCUCAGGUGGUCGAGCCUCCCAAGGGUGCCGAGCCGGUCAAGAUCGUCUCAGAGGCUAAGCCCGCGACUACGAGCUCGUCUGUCGAUGCGCCGCCACCGGCCGAGGGGAUCAGGACUGUUGAAGACAUCAAGCCCGUCGACCUGUCUAAAGCGGCGGAUGAGCCCAAGGUUGUCGAGCCACCCAAGCCUAUGGACGAGCCCGAAGGUGCCGAGACGUCAAAGACUGCAGCAGACGAAAAACCCACCGUUCCAGCGGAGCACAACCGACCAGUGGUAGAUGUGACCAAGACGGAUGCGGCCAAGGCGGUGGAGACGACCGCUCCGGCCAAGGCAGUGGAGAAGACCGCUCCGGCCACCAACGGAGCCAACACGACGGCUACCACCUCGGCCGGCGCUGCGGCAAACGGCGACAAGAAGGCUGAUGGGCAGGCGUCCGAGAAGAAGAAGAAGAACAGGGUCAGUGGCUUCUUUUCCAAGCUGAAGCACAAGUUCGCUUAG